ACACCAUCCGGUCCCUGUAUAGGACCCGAAGCAGUGGGAUCUGUUUGCACCAAAACAUCAUUGACUGAUAAUGUAGAUAAGGACAGCCUUGUUACAACUCAAGAUCCAGGAAAGUUAGUUAAGAUAUCACAGAAAAUUGUUCCAGAACCGAAGCACACGAUUCAAAGGAAGAGUGAAGAAGCUAGUAAAAAAGUCAAGACGAGGAAUGACUGGCUUGCUGCUACACAUACAGAUCAAGAUGCAAUUGCAAUGAAGUCCAAAAGUUCCAAAAGCAUGACGGCAAGAGAGAGAUUUCUUAUGGAUCAGAAGUCAUCCAAAGAUUUUGAAAAUGUUCAAGCAACUUCUCAUGAUUAUUCACAUGUUAUUCAUAUUAGAGAUGUUUCAGAUCAAUCUGAAAAUAUGAAUAAAAUUGAAAACCAAAAUAACAAGAGAAUUUUGACUCUAAAAAUACACCAGAACAUACAACUAUUAAUAUGAUCAAGAAUAAAAUUGAAAUCCUCAGUAGACGCUAAAGAUUCUUUUGUAAAUGGUUCAGUGAAAAAUUUUAAUAAAGAAAACCACAAGUGUAGAGACAUUAAUACAACGAGAUGCACAUUACAGACUUUAGGUACCACAAAAAUCAGUACUGAUAAUGGCAAUAUUAAAGAAAUUAUGUCCCAAGAAGAGUCAAACUUGGAAGUUAGUCAAAAUUUAAAAAAAGGGUCACUCCACUGUGACUCAAACAUAAGAGAACAAACUAGGGAGACAAAUGGUAAUGAGGACAAUGUUGGACAAUUAAAGGACUCCAUAAUCAUCUUGGAUAACUCAGAAGACCUUGUAUCUAAUGGUGUUAUCACAAAUGGGUGGCCUGAUAUCACAGGCUACACAGUGGAACAAAAGAAAGAAAACUUGAAAAACUUAGAAUCAAAAAUUAAUUCAGAGUUGUGUAUUUCCAGCUCUGAUGGAGAUUUGGAGAUUCCUAACAAAUUAGAGAGUGGCAAAGAAGACAAAGCACUUAUUGAUACUCUAGUCAAAGAAAAGAAAGACAGUAAAGUGUCGAGAUUUGUACGAAUGUUCAACAGGAAAGAUACAGGUGCUGCUGAGAGUGGUGAGAGAUCCUCAUUAAGGAAAAACCAGAGCAGAGUGUGGGGAAUGUGUUUACAGAUUCAGAGUCCAAAUGUUGAGGGUGAAGAUGAAAAAGACUGUGGCUAUAAAAGAUGUGAGUUAGCCAGCAUAAAAAGUGAGCCUCUCAUAGAUGGCAGUUUUAGUGACAAGGAGUCUAAUUUUGAAGUUAUCAGUGAAAAGGGUAGAUCAUCUUCUAGUUUCAAUGAUAUAAAGGUUGCUAGUAAUGAGUCUUUAGAUUUUGUUGCUGGUGACAGUGUGCCAGAAAAGAGGAAAAAUUUAAAGCUGACCAAUGACAAACAGAAUUUGUUAAGAAAUGGAGGAGGCCGUAGAUCAUUUGAUAGACCACAGAGAACAGCCAAAAGUCUCGCAAGGCGAUCUAACACUCUAGAAGAUAUAGAUGAUAGUAAUAAUAAAUUUUCCAGAUCUAGUAAAACCUUACCUGCCACACCUGUCUCAGGGGUCAGUGGAUCAGGGCAGGACUCAAAUGCUAGUCACCCUUUCUAUAGAAGAUUCUACAGUCACUGUAUGAUACUUCCUAUGAUGAAAAGGAGAAAGGAGACUACAAAGAAAUUCACAGAGCACAAAAAUGCUGCCAUAGUUAAUACUAGCCCACAGAGCACUGGUAUUGCAUGGCAGAAUGGUGAAGAAAAGGGUGAAAAUGUAAAUAUAGAAUUCACUGAAAUUUCAUCAGUCAUAACUUCCACAAAGAGAGAAGUGGAAAUUGAUGACUCCCCAAGAAAACUUCCUGUUAUUGAUGAUCUUCUUGCAGAAAUAAUGGAAAAUGUAACAUUAAUGGAGCUUGAGGUGAAGGAAGAUGAAGAAAAGCUUGAAAGUGUUCACAAUACUCUUGAUGAGAGUAUAAUCUGCAGUGAAGAUUGUGGAUUUAGCAGUACAUGUAUCCAUAGUACAGAAACUCAACCUACAGUGAGGGUUCAUAGUGAAGGAACAGUAGAUACAGGAGCUGCCAGAGGGAAUGAUGAGGUAGCAGGAACAACACAAACACAUAAUAUUGACUCAUGGGAAGGAGUGUUUGAUUCCAGUUUCAUUCAAAACCUUAAUCCUUCUGAUGAAACCAGAUGCCCAAGACCCAUUUCACGAGUCGAGUCCCUCAUCUCAAAAUUUGAGCAGAAUCCUUAAAUCAGGUAGUGCGCUAAUAUUUAUUUGACACAGUAACUGAAAAUAUUUUUUUAAAUUUUAAAUCUGUACCUGCGUAUUUUGAAAAAAGCAAACAACAUUUUUAUUCACAAAUCAUACUUCAUAGGAUCAAUUCUAUAUACUAUAUGAAGUGUGCCGAGUUCCUUGACCGAAACUCGGAUAUAAAUCCAGGUAUACAGCUAUUUAAAAAGAAAAAAAUAUUGGCCGUGUAAUGAGUACUUUUGCACUACUGCAGUAAUUUGUCGAGAAUCAUAAUUUAUGUCACACUCAGCUUAUGAAGCCUCUCACUUGGGAAUGGUUGUUCAGCUAACUGCUGAAAAUACUCCCAAGAGAAAGUUAGAAAUAGUACCUGACCAGCUUAUCAAGGUUAAAAUCUGACUUCUCAAGCACACUGAAUAUAUCAGUGAAGAUAAAAUUUCCAUAGUCAAGUCACAGUUUUCAAAGUUUAUUUUGACAAAUUUCAUAAGAGCACUAAGUUCAAUUGAAGUUACGCUCCUAUUACAUAAGUUAUUUGCAUCUUACAUGUUAUGGAAUAAUCAAUAUUUUCAAUUUUUUUUAGCUAGUCACUUCUGUUCCAGAUAAUUAGUUGUAAAGACAUUUGGUAUAUGCAUAUAGAUAAUGCUUUUAGACAUGCAGCAUGAUUAAAUAAGUUGUGCUGGUUUGAGUAAAUAAUGUGUUGUUAUUCAUAUAGGAAGCUGUAAUUCACUUCCAUUGUUAUUAAUGUAAAAAAAAAAAAAAAGUGAGACUUUUAUUCUCAUUUAUAUUAUAUGUUACAGUGCAAGCAGAGAGCAAGCACUUCAUAUACAAUAAUUAAAUCAAUAUGCAAACAUUUGUGGCAGAUGUCUCAAGCAUUCCUCUAAGGCUUUAAUAAUAGAAAUAUGCUUAACAGUUAGAGUUCUGCAUGGACCAUCCAUUUGCAUAUGUAGGGAAGAAUUUAUUAAAUGUACACUCAAAUGGAAUAGGUCAAAUUGCUGAUUUGUCAUUUUACUGUUUCACCGUUUUACGGUACUUAUUUUAUUUUCCUUUGAUAUGUUGUUUUAUUUAUUAUUAUUAUUAUUAUUAUUAUUAUAAUCAAAAAGAAGCGCUAAGCCACAAGGGCUAUACAGCGCUGCUGUUUUAUUUAUACUUAGAGCAUUCAUGAUAUUUGUUUCAUCACGUUGUUCACAUUUAUACUUAAAAUUUAUUUUUUGCUCUGUUUAGAAGAAUGUGUGUAGGUGUAGGUGUUCAAAUAUGAUUUAUUUGUCAUAAAGUUCAGAGGAAAGAGCCCAGAAGCUGGAGCUUGAUCCAGGCGAGACAUCUGGAGAACAAGUUAAAAUGGGCCAAAACCCAGUAUUAUUAUUAAUAAAGUCAUCUUAAAGAAGGUAGACAAGGAAUUUCAUGUGCUUCAAGAAGUGCUGUAAGUGCUUUUACUUAUUUACAUACAGUGGACCCCCGGUUUAUGAUAUUUUUUCAUUCCAGAAGUAUGUUCAGGUGCCAGUACUGACCGAAUUUGUUCCCAUAAGGAAUAUUGUGAAUUAGAUUAGUUCAUUUCAGACCCCCAAACAUACACGUACAAACGCACUUACAUAAAUACACUUACAUAAUUGGUCGCAUUGGGAGGUGAUCAUAAAGCGGGGGUCCACUGUAUUUGAUUUGCAAGCGAUUAGCUGUCAUUUCCCAAUAAUACAAUAGUAACUCUAUGACUUGUCUAAGACAAGUGUACUGGCAUUAAGUUGUGAUGGUAAACUGAGAUUAAAAGGCAACAAUCUGUGCAUCACUUGACUGAAGGAGCAGUGAGAGCUACUUAUGCCUUUUCUCAAUAUUAUGUAUUAGCAAACUCUUGAAGGACUUCAGCUGAGUGAGAGUUUCUGAAAACAUGUGUUGCAUGACAAAGGUUGCAGAUGUGUAUUGUUUUCCAAGAAGAAAUAAGCUUCUGUGAAUAUCUUUCUCUCACGAAAUUUAAUACUAAAACAAGUUCAUAAUUUUUUUUUAGCGCAUUGGCCUUUUCCCACCAAGGCAGGGUGACCCAAAAAGAAGAAACACUUUCAUCAUCACAAACUUCAUCACUGUCUUGCCAGAAGCGUGCCAAUACUUACAGUUCAAAAACUGCAACAUAUCUGCACUCGUCCUUCAGAAUGCACGCACUGUACUUCCCACCUCCAGGACUCGAGUCCGGCUAGCCGAUUUUCCUGAAUACCUUCAGAAAUAUUACACUUCAGUUUAUAAUGUGUUUGAUUAUUUGCAGAAAUAACCUUGGAAAAAUGGCAAAGUAUGGUCUGGAAAAGCACAGUGAAUGCUGCGACAAGUAAAAAAAUGGAUUUAUAGUAAAAAUUAUCAGCAAAGUUCAGAGCAUUCAUCCAAACCAUAUUUGUAUUUUUUAUUUUAAUAAAAUGGAAGCAAGCAGUACCAAAACUCUGGGUACACACCUAUAUGUGGUUGCAGAGGUCGAGUCACAGCUCCUGGACCAGUGUAAUGUAUGUUGAGGUAAAAACAUGGACUUUCACCAGAGGUGUGCCUCACAACCAUCAACUCUUCAAGCAGCUUUUGGAGGAAAUAUCUUUCAGCAUGGGAUGCUGUAUUAAAUUAAAGCUCUCUCAGUGAUUCUCACAUUAUGAUUGAAGAAUUAUUUAUGAAUGAGAAAGCAAAUCCCACGGCUCGUCAACAAAACUGUUCUCUAGCACUGUGUAAACAACUCUGUAAACAAGUAUGUAAACAAGUAUGUAAACAAAUAAUGAGAGUCAAAAUAUCAUAGCUAGACUAAUUAACAAAUAAUCCAUUCUUUGAAGAGGAAACUUGUAGUGAAAAGCAUUCUUUUCUAUGUCCCAUUCAGAAACUUUAUUUACAUAGGCAUGGAUCUUUGUUGUGCCCUCAAGAGAUGUUUUUCACUAAAAUUUUAAUGUCGACUGCAAGUUGAUAUGAGUGACAGUGAGAGAGAAAGAGUAGUAGUGUGAGAUGUUUCGUUACUUUCUGGAAAGAAAUGGGAAAAAAAAACGUAAGACAAGUUGAUAUAGACCAGCCAUUCCAUGUGUGAUGGUAGGGGGCGAAGUUUUCUUGCUAAUCCAUUCCUAUGCAAUGUAAUUUAUCUCAUCCUUACUACUGAACCCCUGACCUGUCUUGUCACUUUCUUCCCUAUUCCUCUUUAUGGACCUGCAUUCUGUUUUCUCCUCAUUUCCUCACUUGGUUGUCAUUUAUAAUGAACCACAGCAAACCAGAGUAUUGUCUAAAGGUUCCUCUCCAAAAUUUGGGUUAGUUGUGGAUCAAAUAUGUAAAUAAAAUACCAUAAAAAGUAAAUCAAAUUUACACAUGUUUUGCUACACAGUACAAGCUUUCUAAAUUCUGAAGAAGAAUGCAAAAAGAACACUAUGUACCCAUAUAAGACAGUAGGCAGUGGGUAAGAAUGUGUUUUGCUGUGAAAUCUAAACCCUGUAUGGCAUUAUAUUUGCAUUCACAAUAAGAAUGGUUUUAGGACCUUGCCUUCUUGGUAAACAUAAUGGGGCAUCUUAGUACUGUCCUUUGAACUUGAGUAUAAUCGACUCUCUUAUAAAGCUAUUCAGUAUACAGAAAUGUGAUUUUUUGCAAAUGCAAUUUAAAAAGUUUAUUUAAAAUUGAACAAUACAUCCCAUGAAGACUUUUUUCAACUUUGGAUGUACCUUUCAAAUCACAUUUACAAAAGAUCACACUACAUAGAGGAGCUUUUUAAAAGUGCUGACAUAUUCAGUAUUAUAUCACUGGGCAUGACUUUGAGUGAAGUGCUCUUUGGGAUAAGUGGCUCUCUUCUUGAAUCCAAUGUUGAGUGCAUCUAGGAAGAAGGGUAGUGGUGGUUCAAGAAGUGUAUGCUGGCAGUCAAGAUGCAGGGACAUGUUGUCCAGUUUUUAAAACAGUUAAGCUGCAAAUGAAACUUACUGAUUAUUGUAUAGGUAUGAUCAAAAUUAAGUUCUCAUCUGUUAGUGUUCAUAAAUUUUACUGAUACCUAGAAGACAACUAUAGGUAUGGUUAUAGAGUAUUCUGUUAGGGAAAGGAAUCCUGUGUACUGCCAGAAGUACAAAGUAUUCAGUAGUGUUAAUGUUCUGUUCAAUUUUGGUACGUAUACAACUCCUUUCUCAUCCAGUUCCUUAACAGAGCUGUACUAGCCAAAUUCAUAUUGAAAUGAAAUCUAUAUUUUCUUCAGUUAUUUAUAUACUCUACUGUAUGCCCACAAAUUUUAAAAAAUUAAAGUGUAUUGAAGGCUUUUAUUAUAUUUACAUCUCAUAUGCAGAAAUCUUUAAUGGAAAGACGAGGGCCCUGCACAGGUCGUAUGAAUUUGACUUCCGCAGGUGAACAAAAAAUUAAAAUUCAAGUUUUAUAAUGCAAAAACAACUUAGUAAAUCAUACAUUUUCUAAUAAUAAUAAUUAUAGUCAAUUUGUACGUGAAAUAAAAUGUUUGUUUAUCUUCUGUUUUAGCUCUGCACCAAUACUUUAUUCAUAAAGCUGAAUGAAUUCCUUCCAUUAGAACAAAAAAAUUAGACUCAUUUGGUACUUCAUAUUUUCUUCAAUGUCACUUGAGGAUGGGACACCACGAGCACAGCUCUGCUCCUGUAGCUACAAAUAGAUAGUUAAUUGUAGAAAUAUGAGGAUGUCUUGCAGCUAUUUAAACUAUGGAUCUUCUACUUCUGCAGAUAUUGAACUGCAUUAUAAGCAAUGUUCAACUAAGUUAAGAAUGCAUGUAAAUGUUUGAAGUAUCAGAUGAUGCAAAAACGAAAAAGGUUUAUGCUGGAAAAAGUAAUUUGUUGUACAGCUUGAAAAUAUAGAGUGCUCUACUGUACUCCUGUAUCACUGAUAUUGUGGAGCUGGUCAGAGUGAUGUUUAGAAGUUAAAAGUGUAAUUUAAUUAAAAUAUUAAGACAGUAGUACUUUGUUCUUUUAUUGCUGUUGCUUUUUAGUGACAGUUAUGCAGUACUGACACAAAAGAUACAUUGGUGGAUACAGGAUAAGUGUUUUGAUUGGGAUAACAGUGUUCAAGAUUAGGUCAAUCAUUUUCAAUCUGUGCAUGAUGAAUGACCAUUAAUAGGAUUACUCUUUGGCUGAAUAUAAAUGGAUCUGAACUCAGCCAGUUUGUGACUGAGUUCAUCUAUAUUCAUCAAAACCAUACCAUGGGUGGGGAUAGAACCCAUGAUCAGAGAGUCUCAAAACUCCAGACUGUCGUGUUAGCCACUGGACCAGCUAGCCACAAUGCAAUUCAUCCAACUAGGUAUAUUUCUACACCACAGGAAUGUUAGCAUAGGCACCACUGUGACCACAAAUGCAAAUUUUUUACAGACGAAUCUCCAGCUAGCGGGGUCGUGACGAACUCUAGCUCAAGUCCCCUCACAGUCAUUAACAUGACUCACGAAAUCGUAAUGACACGAUUGCAAACAAACCAUACCACGGGAGGGGAUAGAACCUGUGAUCAGAGUCUCAAAAUUCCAGACUGUCGCGUUAGCCGCUGGACCAGCUAGCCACAAUAAGAUUCAUCCAACAAGGUAUAUUUCUACACCAUAGGAAGGUUAGCAUAGGCACCACUGUGACCACAAAUGCUAACCUUCCUAUGGUGUAGAAAUAUACCUAGUUGAACGAAUCUUAUUCUGGCUAGCUGGUCCAUUGGCCAACGCGAUGGUCUGGAUUUCUGAGACUCUGAUCGCGGGUUCUAUCCCCGCCCGUGGUAUGGUUUGUUUGCAAUCGUGUCAUUACAAUUUCGUGAGUCAUGUUAACGGCUUUGAGGGGACUUGAGCUAGAGUUCAUCAUGGCCACGCUAGCUGGAGAUUCGUCUGUAAAAACUUGCAUUUGUGGUCACAGUGGUGCCUAUGCUAACCUUCCUAUGGUGUAGAAAUAUACCUAGUUGGACGAAUCUUAUUGUGGCUAGCUGGUCCAGUGGCUAACGCAACAGUCCGGAGUUUUGAGACUCUGAUCGCGGGUUCUAUCCCUGCCCGUGGUAUGGUUUGUUUGCAAUCAUGUCAUUACGAUUUCGUGAGUUAUAUUCAUCCAGCUUGCAGCUGUGAAUUUAUCUAAACUCACCCAGUUUGCGGCUGUGAGAUCAUCGUAACUCAGCUUAUACAUCUGUGACAUUAAUCAGUGCAUAACUGUAAACAAAUAUAGCCAUACAAUCCUAUAAUUGUGUUUACGUAUCUCCGAAUACUGAUUAAGAUGUAACAUACAUGAGUGAUUUCGAACCUACAGUUUCAUUAAAAAUGUGUACUGUAAUACAUAAUUUUUGUGUGUUUUAGUGCUUCAUUGCUUGCCCUGUUGAGGUUAAGGGAGCAGCUCUCAUGUGUGUGAAGAUAAGGACAAGUAUGCGUAAUAGUGCCUGGAAAUAAAAUCCGUCAUUUAUUUUAUUUAUAGGUUAAAAUAUCUUAUUUUAGAUUUUGCUGCCACAUUGUUCCUAAGGAAUGAAUGACAGCUGUAUGUGACUGACUGUAUAAAAAAAAUUGUACAUAGUGUGUGAGUGGUUUACCGCUUUCAGUCUUCCAGAUAGAGUGAUUUACUCUAUACUGUUGGAACGCUGUCUCAAAAUCUUGCGAUAUAAGCAAGAUUAAUAAUUCACAAGCCAACCAUACCGUUCAAGGGGGCAUACUUGAUGCUGGCUAAGGGAUCUUGAGCCAAGGAACUGGAGCAAUCCUCUCCUUCUCUGGAUCAAACUUGAUUACAAGCCAUGUCUCCCCAGGUGGUGUAUGACCCCUGUGGGUUUAACGCUUCCCUUCGAAUAUAAUAAGCCAACAAUAAACAAGGAUCUCUUAUAUAUCUAUAUAAAUAUAUCCUCCUUGAUAAAAGAGAUGUUAUUUUCUUCCUAGUAAAUGUAUGGGCUGCCUUAUUUCAUGUUUAUAGCAUAAAUGUACCUAGAGAGACCUCAGUGUUUUAUGUACUUAAAAAACUUGUGUGUUGAUCUCAUGACUGGUGAAAUACAGUUGUUAUCAAUAUGUAAUACUGUACUGAAAUUUUGCCCAGCUUCUAAUCAUUGUCAUAUUUUUAAAAAUUAUUCACAUACAGAAUCAUCUGAAUUUCAUAAUACGUUGGAAAACAAGAGACUCGUGCGGAGAACUAAACCAAAGGACAAAGGUGCAAAAUAAACUUUCAUUGUGAUGAUCUUUUGCUCUCUCUAGAGAUUCAUUGUUUGCCAUUGAACUGAAGAAGCUCUGCACAGAUUAAAAUAUCAUAACAAAAGCUUACCCUGCUCUCUCUGGAGUUUUAUUGUUUGCCAUUGAACUGAAGAAGCUCUGCACAGAUUAAAAUAUAACAAAAGCUUACUCUGCUCUCUUUGGAGUUUUAUUGUUUGCCAUUGAACUAAUGAGGUUCUACUCAGAUUAAAACAUCGUAAAAAAAUGCUCACUCUGCACCUAGUCUUUUUUUCUUCGAUGCUGUCUGCAGUACGCCCUUUAAGCUUUAUAUCAAUAAAUAAAAAAGUAAUAAACGAGUGCCGUAUAUUUCAGCCCCUACCCAAGACCCUUCUCAGCAGUUACAGACUGAAAUAUACACCCUUCUUUUUGUUAUAUUUUGAUGUGGGAUUGUUCAUUCCCACUGACCAGUAGUCAUGACACUACCAAUAUUACUUUACAUUGCAUUACUGUAUUUAUAAUUGCAUUACCCAUGGGUACAUAAUUAACCAAGUUAUUAACUCAUCAUUCUUUGGAUACCAAAAAUGGAUUACACAACCCAUUUGUGGCAGAAACAACUAUUGUGUGUUUAGAUAUGGUUACGCAUAGAUGGGGUCCUCCUCUAGGUACAAGUGUGGGGACCCAUAGCCUCGGAGAAGUGAAUAAAAAGGCUUCAAGGGAAAAAAAUACUGUAUAUGUACAUUGUAUAAGUAUGAAAGUUAUUUUUUGUAAACAUAAUGUAGGUUAUAUUUUGGCAUGCAAAGGGUUCUCUAGAGUCAUAAAAGGGUUUUGUGAGCACAAAAUGAGUGACAGCAUAUAAGGAAAGUACAGUACUUUAUAUUUUGUGUACUAAGUUAAAAUAAUUUUAUGGUACAGUAUAUAAUAAAUAUAUUUAACCUUCAGUGGUUGUAUUAUUACACCAGAUUUACUUGAUCAAAAAUUUUAAGCUUUUGAGUAAAUUCAUGACUGGUGAAUAAAAGCAUGUACUGAAAUGAGGCAUGGUUAGUUAGUUUAGUAUCUUCAUUAUGCACCCCAUACCCAUCCUGUGGGUGGUAGUCAAAAGAUUACAGAGGUACAUAAUGGGCCCAGGGACUGGGCUGCAACGUUUUGAUAACUGAAGUUACAAAGGUAACGAACUUUUACAUGUCUAUAUCCGGUCCCAAUCAUGACCAAGUUACAAAGGUAAUGAACCAUCCACACAUCUAUACAUGGUCACAAUCAAGAUGUUAUUAGAAAAAAUGGGAAGAAAAUACUUUGAAAACAUUGAAAUGUAUUUCUGUUUAGAGUGCCUGCUUGAAAGCGAGGUUAAUUUUUUUUAAAUAUUUAGUAAUGUCAAUGGCCUAGAUUAACAUCCGAGGACAAGUUUUCAGUGGGUCAUUUUUUUCAGUUUAGAGCUUUAGGAUGUGUGUGUGGGGGGAAGAAUAAGAAAGUAACACAGCCAGAGUAUAUUAAUAUAAAAUGUUAUCCUAGGUAAUUUUCAAUAUGUAUGAUAAUUGUAUGUAUGUGUAC
Molecule: messenger RNA, 10849 nt
Organism: Cherax quadricarinatus
Lineage: Eukaryota; Metazoa; Arthropoda; Malacostraca; Decapoda; Parastacidae
Source: RefSeq, a predicted model, not a curated record